ACACACCAGUACCCUAAGUACAUAUGUACACACCAGUACCCUAAGUACAUAUGUACACACCAGUACCCUAAGUACAUAUGUACACACCAGUACCCUAAGUACAUAUGUACACACCAGUACCCUAAGUACAUAUGUACACACCAGUACCCUAAGUACAUAUGUACACACCAGUACCCUAAGUACAUAUGUACACACCAGUACCCUAAGUACAUAUGUACACACCAGUACCCUAAGUACAUAUGUACACACCAGUACCCUAAGUACAUAUGUACACACCAGUACCCUAAGUACAUAUGUACACACCAGUACCCUAAGUACAUAUGUACACACCAGUACCCUAAGUACAUAUGUACACACCAGUACCCUAAGUACAUAUGUACACACCAGUACCCUAAGUACAUAUGUACACACCAGGUUUACAGUGAUGCUAAUCCAUGUGUCAUGUAA
Messenger RNA from Volvox carteri f. nagariensis, 447 nucleotides. RefSeq lists its product as uncharacterized. The transcript has 2 exons. The annotation marks the transcript as partial. The record is from RefSeq and is a predicted model, not a curated record. Lineage: Eukaryota; Viridiplantae; Chlorophyta; Chlorophyceae; Chlamydomonadales; Volvocaceae.